CUGACUUUUAACCAGUAGCUAAGCAAUUUAUGCACACAGUUUAGUUGAUUUUAACUAGCUAUUCAACAAGAAUAAUAAGAAGCCUUCUUAAAUUCAUUAUUGGUUUAAAAACAGCUCUUCAUUUUUGUUGUUUUGUUGAUACUUCUUUGGAGCGAAGAAAAAGCAAUAAGCACAUGCAGUGUUUAGUCUAAAGGCGGGUCUAAAUUGGUCUGAGGCAACGUCAAAUUUUGAUCGACUCUUAUAAUUCUAAUCCCAAACAAAUCCUUUUACUGAACCAGUAAUAUUCUAGUUGAAAUCAACUCCAAGCCAGAAAAAUAUUAUUUACCUAACCUGCCGAUCAGACCUAAAGAAACAAUUGGACCAAGACCUGAGAAGGAUUCAAACUCUCGACCCUGUAACUGCCACCUCACCUUCCUAACAACAACUACCAUCUUACCACACUUUAAGCUAUGAAUACAUCUUCAACAUAUGGCAGACACACUUACAUCUGCUCCAAGUGUCGCUCCUCGGUGAAGAAGAAGAUGCAAUGGGGUCCCUGGAAGAACUGCUGCAUCAUGGAGGCACAACAGGUGCAACAAAGGGAAUCUCCGAAGAGAUCAGCUGUGUUGAAUGAGCACAGCAGUGGAGCUAUGACUGCCAGAGCUGCUAUUGACACCUCCAUUCUGACCCCCAAGGAGAGCAACAAGAGCAAGAAAGACACUAAGCAGAAGCAGAACCUGUUGGGUCCAUUCAUGACUGCCCAGAAGACCACUUGUGGUGCACUGUGGAACUGGGACGAGGGACUCACCGAACACAGGAAACCUCACUUGGGCAUUGCUCCGGCUGAUGUCUAUGCGUGGAGUGAAAAUUACGUCAAGACUGCCAGAGCGCCAUAAGAGAAGUCGGAGUCACGACAUAGUCGCUAACGAGACAACUUCGCCAACAAUGAAAACUUGAAAAAUGAGAGAUUAGAAAGAUGAUGCUAAACUUACAAAUGAAACUACUAAAUUAUGGGCGAGUAAGACAGUUGAUUGAAUUUAAACAUGGUCAUCUUAUGAACAAAUUUUUCGGGAUGACUGAAUUUCUAAGCUAAACUAAAAGUGCAA
This is a messenger RNA of Symsagittifera roscoffensis, 1085 nucleotides long. RefSeq lists its product as uncharacterized. The coding region runs from base 450 to 875 and encodes 141 amino acids. The transcript has 4 exons. The record is from RefSeq and is a predicted model, not a curated record. Lineage: Eukaryota; Metazoa; Xenacoelomorpha; Acoela; Convolutidae.